Messenger RNA from Salvia splendens (bonfire salvia), 489 nucleotides. Its product is annotated as zinc finger protein CONSTANS-LIKE 10-like. Gene Ontology annotation, molecular function: zinc ion binding. Bases 1 to 489 code for a protein of 162 amino acids. The record is from RefSeq and is a predicted model, not a curated record. Lineage: Eukaryota; Viridiplantae; Streptophyta; Magnoliopsida; Lamiales; Lamiaceae. The transcript is spliced from 2 exons.
AUGGCUGAGUGUGAGCUUUGCAGGGCGGUGAGGGCGAUGGUUUACUGCAAGUCGGACGGCGCCGCCCUGUGCCUGAAGUGCGACAGCUACGUCCACUCCGCCAACGCCGUCUCGCUCCGCCACCUCCGCUCUCUAAUCUGCGACCGCUGUUUCUCAGAGCCCGCGGUUGUACGCUGCCUCGACGAGAAGCUCUCCCUCUGCGAGACAUGCGACAGUGGCGGGUGUGCCCAUUCCCGCCGCGCAAAGCACAACUUUUACAAUGGUUGUCCUUCCGUCACCGAGCUUUAUAAAAUGUGGCCGCUCACUCUUGAGCCCGACCAGGAAUUUGGUGAUAACGAGAAUGAGAUUAUGCCGUUUGACACAUGGCCAAUUCCGUCUCCACCUCCGCCACCGCCCCCACCGCCUGAAUUUCUGCCGUCCACGUAUGGCAGGGAGUGUGAUAUCAUGUUUUUCGAUAAGCAAGAUUUCCAUGUGAUGAUGGAGGAUUAA